UUUUACUUGGGUUACCUGUCUGUUCACGUUUCUCAGAAUAGCACAAGCUCACCUGUUUGUAUCAAGCAAGAUACUCGGAAGCAAUGCAGAGCAACACACCCAGCUCGUCACGCCCACUCACCUCGCGGGUGCCGGGCCAGCUUCACACACCCACGCACUCCUUUAGCGAGGCCGCUUUCACUCCGGACUCCUCCGAAGUAAAAAUGGGUAACUGGAACGACAAGCGGUCUAGGGAGGAGCUAGAUCUUGCGCGAGCUAGACCUGCUGACCAGAAGUUCAACAUGAGAGAUUAUGAAGAUCCCCUCUUACCCCGUCAACAUCCACAAUCUCACUACUACCCAAAGGGUGUUACGGCAGAGACGGAGGCCCAACUACUGAGACUCAUUGCCGAACUCACAGGCUCCUCUAGUUGAGUCUGGCAAGCCUGGAACACAGAUCAGUACCUGGUAUCUAAGGAUAUCUACGCCGGAACUUUAUACUAUCUAGCACUAGGGAAUAUAUUGUCUUUCUACCUAUUACUCUAUCUCCACCUCUGAUUUUAGACAUGUGCGUAGAUUAAUAGACCGCUUCGAA
Daldinia decipiens is the source of this 573-nucleotide messenger RNA. RefSeq lists its product as uncharacterized. Lineage: Eukaryota; Fungi; Ascomycota; Sordariomycetes; Xylariales; Hypoxylaceae. The transcript has 3 exons. Bases 84 to 413 code for a protein of 109 amino acids. The record is from RefSeq and is a predicted model, not a curated record.